This is a messenger RNA of Chrysochloris asiatica (Cape golden mole), 2631 nucleotides long. It is a transcript of the gene PML, whose product is annotated as promyelocytic leukemia. The transcript has 9 exons. The coding region runs from base 1 to 2631 and encodes 876 amino acids. The record is from RefSeq and is a predicted model, not a curated record. Gene Ontology annotation, cellular component: chromatin; PML body; nucleoplasm. Gene Ontology annotation, molecular function: ubiquitin-protein transferase activity; zinc ion binding. Gene Ontology annotation, biological process: positive regulation of DNA-templated transcription; intrinsic apoptotic signaling pathway in response to DNA damage; PML body organization. Lineage: Eukaryota; Metazoa; Chordata; Mammalia; Afrosoricida; Chrysochloridae.
AUGCAGCAGGAAUCCGAAACCGCUCGAUCUUCGGGGCCUCAACAGGGCCCUGCAUUGCUUGACAGGCUCACCAUGCCUCCCCCGGAGCCACCGUCCGAAGGCCACCAGUCCAGUCCCAGCCCCACGGAGCAAACCAUGAAGGAGGAAUUCCAGUUCCUGUGUUGCCAGAGAUGCAAGGUUGAAGCCAAAUGCCCCAAGCUCCUGUCUUGUCUGCACACACUGUGUUCGGGAUGCCUGGAGACAUCAGGCAUGGAAUGCCCCAUCUGCCAGGUCCCUAGGUCCGGUGAUGCUAACAUACCAGCGUUGGAUAACAUCUUCUUUGAAAGUCUGCAGCGGCAUCUGUCACUAUACAGGCAGAUUAAGGAUGCUUGUGCAACUUGUACCCGCUGCAGAGAAUCAGCGGACUUCUGGUGCUUCGAGUGUGAGCAGUUCCUCUGCUCCAAGUGCUUUGAGGCGCACCAGUGGUAUGUUAAGCACGAGGCUCGACCCCUGGCCGAUUUCCACAGACAAACGGUGAAUGAGUUCCUGGAGCGCAUGCGCAAGUCCAACAACAUCUUCUGCUCUAACUCCAGGCACCAUGUCCCUGAGCUGACUAGCAUCUACUGCCGGGGCUGCUCCAAGCCCCUGUGUUGCUCGUGUGCUCUCCUGGACAAAGACCACAGCGAGGACAAGUGCGACAUCAGUGUGGAGAUCAAACAGCGGCAGGAGGAUCUGGACACCAUGACGGAGGCUCUGCAAGAGCAAGAAUGCGCAUUCGCUGCUGCACGCACUCAGCUGCAGUCAGUCAUUAGCCAGCUGGGCAAGGCUCGUGCCAACACAGAGAAAUUGAUCCAGGCGCGGGUGAGCGAGGUGGUACAACAAGUACAGGCCCUAGAGAACGAGCUGCUCCAGAGCGUAGAGGCGCGGUAUCAGAGUGACAACAAAGAGAUCAUCAAACUCUUGGAACACUUGGACAUCGUGCUGCAGCGCAUCCGCAUGGGGGGCAUGCUAGUGCAGAAGAUGAAGCGCUAUGCCUCAGACCAGGAGGUACUGGACAUGCACAGCUUUCUGCACAAGGCACUCUGCCACCUCAGACAGGAGGAGCCCCAGAGCCUGCAAGUCCCUGUCUACACCAACAGCUUUGAGGAAUUCAAGGAGGAGUUCAAGAAACGCCUGAAGGGCCUGGUUUCGAGCAUCGCCCAGGAGACAGAUGCAGCUCAACCCAGGAGUGCCAGCCCAGAGGCUGCCAGCACGCCCAGCAAUGCUCUUGACACUCGUGAACCUGAGGAGGUACAGACGACUCCAGAGGAGACCCUGGGGCUGUCUGAGACCCAGCCAGUGACUGUGGUCGAGCAAGUGCCCACAGGAUACCCAGUCCCGCUGUUUGCAUUCUCCAUCAAUGACCCCUCUUACAGAGAGGAGAUCUCCAGCCCACUUACACCCCAGAAGAGGAAGUUCUGCCAGACCGAGAGUCCCAGGAAAAUCAUCAAAACAGAGUCUGAAGAGGAGAAAGAGACAACACUGUCCCAGAGCCCCAGCAAUCAGCCCACACCCAGCACCUCCACGGCAGUCUCACCGCCUCACCAUGAUGGGCCCUCCAGCCCCAGGAGCCCUGCCACUGGAGAUGAAGUCUCCCUGCCCAACAACAACCAUGUGGCCAGCGAGCCUGGGGAGGCCGAGGAGCGCGUGGUGGUGAUCAGCAGCUCGGAAGACUCAGAUGCCGAAAACUCGCCCUCCCAAGAGAUGUUUGACAGCAGCAGCGAAUCCAGUGACUUCCAGCUGGAGGGUGCCAACCCCCUCAGGGUCCUGGAUGAUAGCAUCUCCAACUUCCCAGCCGAAGACAGUCCUCUGGUUUUCUUUGAUCUUAAGAUUGAUGACGAAACCCAGAAGAUUAGCCAGUUGGCGGCCGUGAACCAGGAAAGUAAGUUCCGCGUGCUUAUCCAGCCUGAGGCCUUCAGCAUCUACUCCAAGGCUGUGUCGCUGGAGGUGGGUCUGCGGCAUUUCCUCCGUUUCCUGAACUCCAUGCGUCAUCCCAUCCUGGCCUGCUCUAAGCUGUGGGGGCCCGGCCUCCCCAACUUCUUCCAGGCCCUAGAGGACAUGAACAGUCUUUGGGAGUUCCAAGAGGCUGUAUCCGGCUUCCUGGCCACCUUACCCCUGAUCCAGGAGUGUGUGCCCGGGGCUAGCAGCUUCAAACUCAAAAGCCUGGCCAAGACCUACCUGGCGAGAAACAUGAACGAGCGAAGUGCCCUGGCCACCGUGCUCACCAUGCGUGACCUGUGCCGCCUCUUUGAGAUCAUCCCGGGCCCCCAGCUGGCCCAGCAUGUCUACUCCUUCUGCAGCCUGAAGUGCUUCGCAUCCCUGCAGCCCUUGGUGCAUGCGGCUGUCCUGCCCCGGGCAGAGGCCCGUCUGCUGGCCCUCCACAAUGUGAGCUUCCUGGAACUGUUGGCCUCCCACCGCCUAGACCCACAGGGAGGCCUGAGGAAGUACUGUCGCUACCUGAGCCUGCAGGUUGCUGCCUCACCACCCACCCAGCCUGCUUUCGACCUGCAGGCUCUGUGUGCCUACUUCACAGGCCUGUUAGCACAGGAAGAAGGCAUCUCUGCUCCACUCUCCAGCCACAGCUUGGCAAAAAGUGCCUCCCAGCAGAGCUGA